Molecule: messenger RNA, 1044 nt
Organism: Closterium sp. NIES-65
Lineage: Eukaryota; Viridiplantae; Streptophyta; Zygnematophyceae; Desmidiales; Closteriaceae
Source: the annotation of a GenBank genome assembly
AUGUUCGGCUUUAUGUCGAAGCCUAAGACGCCAGCGGAAAUAGUGCGAGCGCUCGCGGAUGGGCUUCAGUCGCUGCCACGAGAUGAUAAGAGUGCAGAGGAGGUGUUGAAAAGCCUGGUGACUGUGCGAGUGCUGCUGAUAGGCGAUUUGGACGCGCCGCCCAACAAAGAGGCUGUAGCGGCGGCUGUAGCGGAGUCGGUCAAGUGUGAUCUGCUGCCUCUGCUGGUGUCGCGUCUGCCUGUCUUUGACUGGGAGGCACGCAAGGAGAUGGUGCUGGUGUGGACGUACCUCCUUGCACACGGCGGGAAGAGACGGCGACCAAAGGGGGAUGAUGACGAGGAUGAGGAUGAGGAGGAGGAGGAGGGAGGGGAGGGCGGGGGAGCACAGAAGGGAGCGCCUCAGGAGGAAGAGGAAGAAGAAGGACCGGCAGUGGCGUUGGAGUUUGUGGAGAGGCAUACAGAGCUGGUGGAUAAGCUUGUACGCGGCUACAAGCAGAAGGACAUUGCUCAGAAUUCCGGUCUCAUGCUGAGAGAAUGCCUUCGCUCGCCCAAACUCGUCAGCCACACACUGCAGUUUUCGAAUCUAGACAUCAUCAUGGGCGGCUGUGACCUGCAGAACUUUGACACUGCCUCCGACGCCUUCCUCACCCUCAAGGACCUGCUGAAGCAACAUCCGUCUGUGGCAGCAGAAUUCUUAAUGACCAACUUCGAGGAUUUCUUCAAGCGCUUUGAUCUGCUCCUCAACUCGGACAACUAUGUCACAAGAAGACAAGCUAUCAAGCUGCUAGGCGAGCUUCUUCUGGACCGAGCCAACAUGCAAGUGAUGAUGCGAUACAUUGGAGAGGCACACAACUUCAAGAUCAUGAUGACUCUCAUCAAGGACCCCAGCAGAGCCAUUCAAUACGAGGCCUUCCACGUGUUUAAGAUCUUUGUGGCGAAUCCACGGAAGCCAGAGAAGAUUGUGAAGCUGCUGGCGCGCAACAAGGACAAGAUGGUCAAAUUCCUCAAGGACUUUGAGAUCGACAAAGGUGUGCGCACGUGCUAA